AUGUCGGCGGAAGGGUUCCUGACGAUGACCAUCAUCGAGGCUAGCGGCAAGAACAAGGACGACAACUUUGUCUGGGACAGCGACAACUUUGAGGGCUUUGUCAAGGUGGAGCUGCGCGGGGGGCCCCGCAAUGUCAAGGUGUCCACACGGCGGGCGCCAGUGCAGGGCAGCACCAUCUUCUGGAACGAGCCGCUCGUCCUGGAGGUGCUGGAGCACGCCAACGAGCUGCGGGUCAUGCUGUGCAAGGACAAGUUCACGCAGCUGCCAGACGGCUCCACCAAGCGCGGGACGCAGGUCCUCGCGGCGUGCGGCAUCUACGUGAGCGACAUCCUGGACGCUGUCCCGAUCGACAAAUACUUCGAGCUUUUCCGGCCCGGCGCUGGCGGCGAGGGCGGCUUCAUCCGCCUGGGCCUGGACUUCAGUACCGACGCGCCGCCGCCCAUGCCGGACGGCCAGCCCUUUGGAGCACCGCAGACCGCGGGCGGCGGCAAGGCAAAGCGGCGGCGCGGCUGGGUCCUGCCUGUGGUUCUGCUCUUGGGUGCGGCGGCCGUCGGCGGCGGCGUCCUGGCUGCGCAGUUGCCCAAGGAGCAGCAGCAAAAGGACGACGGGAAGGGCAAGCCCAAGGCCAAGAAGUAA
Messenger RNA from Monoraphidium neglectum, 636 nucleotides. RefSeq lists its product as hypothetical. Lineage: Eukaryota; Viridiplantae; Chlorophyta; Chlorophyceae; Sphaeropleales; Selenastraceae. The record is from RefSeq and is a predicted model, not a curated record. The coding region runs from base 1 to 636 and encodes 211 amino acids. The transcript is spliced from 6 exons.